Messenger RNA from Babesia bigemina, 1581 nucleotides. Its product is annotated as myb-like DNA-binding domain containing protein, putative. Gene Ontology annotation, molecular function: DNA-binding transcription factor activity, RNA polymerase II-specific; RNA polymerase II cis-regulatory region sequence-specific DNA binding. The record is from RefSeq and is a predicted model, not a curated record. The coding region runs from base 1 to 1581 and encodes 526 amino acids. Gene Ontology annotation, cellular component: nucleus. The transcript is spliced from 3 exons. Lineage: Eukaryota; Apicomplexa; Aconoidasida; Piroplasmida; Babesiidae. Gene Ontology annotation, biological process: regulation of DNA-templated transcription.
AUGAAGGAGGAAAUAUCACAGCUUGUGGACUCUCGAGGAAGACGACCAGCAUCUAACGACGACGCAUUCAAACUAUACAGCUUUUCAUCAUCCAUCCCGCUUUUCAGACGGAAGUACGACUGGAAUGUGCCAAAAUGGGAGCCUGAUCAAAUAAGACGGCUGCACAUUGCAGUCUAUAACCAGCUUACAAAGGAUCUGACUGGCGGUCCUGCGGGACUCGAUUCUCGCCUAAAACCUGCAGAAAUAUCCAAGAUAUCCCAACUGCUCGAUGUGUCACAUGCACGACUGUUGUACGGGAUAUACCUUGAUUUAGGACCGACACGGAUGGCCGAUGUCAUAGUUGAUCUCUUGCGCGGAGACAAUUUUGUAAGUCUUGUAGAAGCAAUGAGAAAGGAUUCGGGCGCUUUCAUCCGGCUAUUUUCAACAUCUGCGGACUCAUACCAUGAAGAAAGAACUACAAGCUGUGUGAUCGAGGCGCAACCAGAAAAUACUACCGUAGACCUGGCAUCCCUCUGGUCUCGGGUGGCAGAUGAUGUUAAUGACAACGGCAAAAGUACAAAGCACAAGCUUGCCACAGAGUGCUGCACCAUUUUUCUUAAUUCAAAACCAGAUGGGUCGCUCAUAGAGACGGUUACGAGAAAGGAGAUUACAAAGUUCCGCCAGUAUACUGCCACGCUGCCACCAAAUGACGAUUAUCUGCAGAGGGGUGCGGAAAUUGCGCAAGAGUUGGGACUAACCCUCUACCAGCUGCUGAAGGCUGAUUCCAGGCCGGAUCAACUUUCAAGCAAACGUUGGGAACACCAUGAUGACGAACGCCUGAUACAACUUGUGCAGAGGCAAGUAAACAUUAAUGCUCGCGGGCCUAAACGUUCCAAUUCACUAUGCUGGAGAACCGUAGCCCGGCAAAUGGGAAACAAGACAAACGAACAGUGUAGACUGAGAUGGAGAGCCAUAGGGAACACCACGCUCUGCAACGAAGCCUUCGACGAUUCGCAGCUUUACAUGUUGCAAAUAUUACACGCGGCGUAUGGAGAUAACUGGCACAAAAUAGCGAAAUUGAUGCCAGGGAAGCAAGCUCAUCAAUGCAGAAGCAAGUUUCUAUCAUGCCUUUCCCAACCAGAUAGGACUGACUACAUCAAAUACUACUACGACCUCAAGAAUGCAAUCACUAACCGUAAUGCAGCUGUAAAUGUGCGCAAGUGGUGGGCACGUGUGGAUUGUUUGGGAAUGAAGAUGCUGAAAAUUGCCAACAUCACAAAGAACACAGUCAUCAUGAACGUGCUGGGCGACUUUUACAGGUCGGAAGAAAUCAUACGACGCAUCAACAGGCUAUUCGGAGACGAGUCGCUAAAGCGCACACAUACCCUAAAUGGCGUCGAUGUGCUAAUAGUGGCGGAGUAUCUCAGGCAGUACUCCUCCCACAUGGUGUGCAAAAUACUAAACAGCGUUGUCGUGUCGCUGCUAAAGAAAUCAAAGUCUGGACACGCAAACGAUUUCAGAAACAUAUUCGAUUUGGGGCACGUUGACGAGUCGCAAUUCGCCAAUGCACUUAAAAGGCUUCUGGACCUUUCAUGGCCAUAG